AUGAGGUUGAACAGAAUUACCUCUGGUGUCAUCGCCGGGUCCAUUCUAGUGACCGGGGCUUCAACUGCUCAGAUCACCAAGAGUUUGUCGAAAAAUGCUCAAGACCUCUUUGAUUGGUCUAUGUUCGUCAAUGACAAGCGUUGGGAUGAUUCGUAUAAGUAUGUUUGGUAUUCCAACAACGGGCCAUGGUCAACACGCUUUACGGCUUGGUAUGUUGCCGGAUUACUGUAUCGCAACAAAGGACAAGAUGUUUCGAAUGCCAAAGCAGCCAUAGAAAAUAUCCUUACUUGCCAAAUGACCGAGAGCUACGAAUCUGCGUGGUAUGGAACCUUCAAAUUGUCACCAGAUGAGCCUUAUCCGACUCCAGACUCAGAGUUAUAUCCACCAUCUAUCUAUGAUACCUAUGAUCCCAAUUGGAGAGAGUUCAUUGGCACGCAGCUUGUACAGAUUGUCGAAGAGUUUUCCGACUUGCUUGGGAAUAACCUUGUGGCCCGGAUCGAGGACAGUCUGGAAAUUGCAGCGGUCGGUUCCAUGCGUCGAAAUGGCUCAUUUCCGGAAGGUGACAACCUUACACCCGCGUAUUCGAACCCAGCCCUCAUGCGGGCAUGGUACGUUUCUUGGAUUGGUGCACGUCGCAGGAAUGAGACUUUUGUCAAUUAUGCCAAUGACCAAGCCGAUAUAAUUCUCGAGCUUUUCCAGUCUACCGGAUCAGAUGUGUUAUCCGAGUACAAUGCGCCGACAUACUAUGGCAUGGAUAUCUGGGCUCUUGCAGGAGCCAUAAAAUAUGGCCCUAAAAAAGCCUCGAUGACCAAAAAUGCCAAGAUCAUUCUGACAGACCUCUGGGCAGAUAUUGCUGCUCAUUAUAAUCCUUAUCUUUGCAAUAUGGCGGGCCCGUAUGAUCGAGCCUAUACAAGAGAUAUGACGACCAACUCUGCCGUGAUUUCCUACUUCUGGUGGGGUCUAUACGGUUACGGCCAUGGCCCACAAUCUAACAAGCUUGAGACUGAUCUUUUGUACGAUGUUUCGCAGGCUUCUGCCUUGGCACUCAUCAUGGAUGUGGCCGCUGAACACAUUUCUACGAAAGACGCCGCAUGGCUUGGAUCCAAUAAGGACUGGGACGGUGAACGUAUGAUAACGAAAAAUGUUCCCGAUGCCUUGGGUGCCGAUGCGGAGAUCCGGAUCGUAACCUCCUGGAUUAGCGCCCCACUUAUGAUCGGUGCUGAACAAGUUAAUGAGACCAUAAAUCGUGGAGUGCAAUAUGUCCCUGCGAUCGUGCAAUGGGCCGGAGACAAAAGUCAUACCCCAUAUCCCUACAUGACAUUCUUUUCUCUGUAUCCAACAGCCUCUACCAUUGAAGCAGUUGCGGGACCCAACAGCCUCGAUAUAACAUAUCCGAAUACUACCCAGGAUGGUACUAACAUUUUUACUUUUGCGCUAGCCCAAGUCCCCCCAAGUUGGACUCUUAUCAAAAAGAAGGUUAUUGCAGGUCUUGAGGAUCUGCCAUGUCUGGAUGUCAUCAUCAAUGCUGACGGUUUAGAGAAGCAGCCUGUCAUGUACGGCACUUCUCUUGAGGAUAAUCUUAUUUACAACAUCUCCUACGUUGUACCCUCUACUUUUGAAGGAGUACCUAAAAUAUCCUUUAAGUUCAAGUACACCUGUUGA
Penicillium macrosclerotiorum is the source of this 1662-nucleotide messenger RNA. RefSeq lists its product as uncharacterized. The record is from RefSeq and is a predicted model, not a curated record. The transcript is spliced from 6 exons. Lineage: Eukaryota; Fungi; Ascomycota; Eurotiomycetes; Eurotiales; Aspergillaceae. The coding region runs from base 1 to 1662 and encodes 553 amino acids.